AUGACUAUUGAUCUAACCAAACCAGGCAAUAGUAUUACUACUAUCACCAACAACUUAUUAUCUACUACUAACACUAAUACCAUCACGACAUCAUCGUCACCAUCUUCAUCUUCAUCUUCAUCUACAACAGCAGCAAACGAUCAUGAUACAUCCAAAAAUAGUUCCACCUUAUCUAAUCCCUCCGUUUCUAAAUCAAAUAGUAAUGAUGAAGAUCCUUCUGAUCUCAGUUCAGCCGACGAUAACAAAGAUACAAAUGAAAAUAGCAAUGAUAGGAAGAAUAAUCUUCACAAUAGGAAUCAAAGAACUAGCAUAUAUACCAUGACACCAUUCAAUAAAAGAAGGAAAAGUAAAAUUUCCGCCCAACAUUUCAAUACAGUAUAUCAUCAAUAUAAUAAGUGUUUUCAAAACUAUUAUCAUUGUUAUCAAUAUUUAAAACCAAACUGUACUUUCAACUCAAAUAUCAAACCAUCAGUUAAUCAUUGGCAACUUCGUGAUUUAGUUAAAUUUAAUGCAGUAUCAAAUCAAGUAUACUACACUAAAGACGAUUCAAUCUAUAAAUAUCAAGUUGAUGAUUAUUCUAUUGAUAAAUAUAUCAAGUUAAAUUAUUACCCUCGAUGUUUUGAUCAUUCUCAAAAUUAUACUGUUACUGGCGGUUUAUUAACAACUGCGUCCAAAUUAUUUUCCUUGAAUUUAUCCAAUUUAACAUAUGAUAAUUGUCUGGAUUCAUCAUCAUCAUCAUCUUCUUCUUUUGCUUCUACUAGUAGAAGAAUUUCCAAGGGGUUAUUUUCAUUUUAUAACCCAGAAUUAGAUAAACUAACUACCGUGAAACUUGGAGAAAUGAUUAAUAACGAUGUUACAUUAUAUAAGUCAACUAAUAAUUCAUUCCAAUCCUAUAUUUGUAACAACGAUACCUUUUUGUAUUGUGUUGAUAUCAAUAAUUCUGAUUUGAGGUGUUUUAACAAAAUUAAUUGUGAAUCAAAUACUUGUUUAAACAAUGUUAUUAAAAAUCCUAAAUCUGAUAAAAUAUUAGCCGCCACUGGUGAUUCUAGUCUGAUUUUCUUAAUUGAUCCAAGUUCAAAAAAUUCUAUCAUUAAAACUAUAAAUUCUGGACAUGAUUCUGGUGGAUUUGGUGUUGAUUAUCAUGCAAAUGGUUUAUUAUUUUCCACGGUUUUCCAAGAUGGAAUUUGUCAAAUCUAUGAUAUUAGAAAUUUAUCACAAAAAUUAAUUGAAAUUAAAUCAACUAGACCAGGACAUCAAUCAGGGGCAUUCAGAGUAGUCAAAUUCUCCCCAGAAAACGAUUUGAAUGAUUUAUUGAUUAUUUCUGAACAUGUUGGUAGGGUUCAUUUGAUUGAUUUAAGAAAUUUGAAUUAUGAUAAUGUUGAUGAUCAUCAGGUUGUUGUCAUUCCUUCUGCAUUAACCAAAUUUGCCGAAUUUAAAAAGAAUGUUUAUGAAGAUCAACAACAACUGGGAAAACCUAUUAAUAUUUACAAUACAAAUAGCAACAACGUUGAUUCUAUAAUGCAUGAUGGUGAAGAAGCAGAAGAAGAAGAAGAAGAAGAAGAAGAAUAUGAUGUUGACAAUGAGUUAUCCUUCACUGCACCAUUAGUUUAUGAUUAUGACUAUUUAGCAAAUAUUCAACCUAAAUUAUUUAAAGAUUUUAAUUAUUUACCACCAAUUAUCCUUCCUAAAAAAAGACAAUUGCAACAACAGCUAACUCGUUCCCGUCCAACAUUAAAUACUCCUCAAUGGCAUGACAAUAAUUCUGGCUCUUCAAAUUUUACAGAACAAGAACAACAACAGGAAGUUUCUCCGAGAUCAUCUGCUAGACCAUCAUUUGAUUUUGAUAGUCAAUUGAAUGACAUCUAUAUGGAAUAUGGUGGAAAUGAGUUUCGUCAUAAUCAACAUCCACAGUCACCACCUGAACAAGCUACUAGUAUUACAGCUAGUUCAUCUUACAUGUAUUCUACAUAUUGUGAUGAUCUGUAUCAACAAUCGACUAAUCAUUUUAAUGGAGAAAUGGAAUUACUGGGUAUUGAAUUCAUGAGUAAUGAAAUGAAUUCAAAGAUUCUUAUUGGAUGUCAAGAUUCAGGAAUGUUAAUGUGGGAUAUUAAUGGAGUUUCAAGAAGAAGUGCUGGUAGCUUUGAAUUUGUUUAA
This is a messenger RNA of Candida tropicalis MYA-3404, 2154 nucleotides long. RefSeq lists its product as uncharacterized. Gene Ontology annotation, molecular function: protein binding. The record is from RefSeq and is a predicted model, not a curated record. NCBI's taxonomy places the organism in Eukaryota, Fungi, Ascomycota, Pichiomycetes, Serinales, Debaryomycetaceae. Bases 1 to 2154 code for a protein of 717 amino acids. The transcript has a single exon.